Copidosoma floridanum is the source of this 5723-nucleotide messenger RNA. It is a transcript of the gene vir, whose product is annotated as VIR_N domain-containing protein. Gene Ontology annotation, cellular component: RNA N6-methyladenosine methyltransferase complex. Gene Ontology annotation, molecular function: RNA binding. Gene Ontology annotation, biological process: mRNA modification. The record is from RefSeq and is a predicted model, not a curated record. Lineage: Eukaryota; Metazoa; Arthropoda; Insecta; Hymenoptera; Encyrtidae.
UAACGGAGAAAUGGUAGCGAUGAUCGUGCUUUUCGUCGCGAGUUUGUUCUCCCUUCGUUACUCGGACGCGAAAAUUUUGACCGGCCAACUGAUAACGCAUCAAAACUGGGCCUUUUUAGCUAGGUUCUGCUUCCUCUCGGACAAGGGAAAGUUCAAGUAUGACUUGACCAUUCGGGACAAGGACACGGAAGCAAAUUUGCUCCUGUACUACGACAGCCCGUCCCAGUGGCCGAGCGUGUACCCGUCCAACAAAACUUGCCCGGAGCGCGAGGCCGUUCUCAGACGGGACCUCGGCCAGAUAGUGUCGUUGUCGCCGUACUCGGCGUACACCGAGAUCUCGGGCUGUGAGUUCGAGAGGAACAGUCGGGCCGAGGUCCACUGCAAGAGUUACCGGGAGUUUCGGUCCUCGAGGCCGAGGUGGUGGUUCAUAGCCAUUUCCGACUGUCACACAGACAAGGGCUUGAACAUCUCUUACUGGAUAUCCUUGACGAACGCCGAGCCCGGCAGCUUUUGGCGCGAGCACUUUUCGGCCGACGAAUUUUAUAUUUUGCCGGAACUCAUGAUUGCGACUUGCAUUUACACGUUGUUGGUGGGUUUUAGUAUUUACGUGGCAAUUCAAUUGCGAACGAGAAAACUAUUGCACGUGACGUACAAGAUGUUCAUGAUAUCCCUGGUGGCACAGCUCUGUGGACUCAUGUGCGAGUUGUACAGUUAUAUAAACAGAGCCAUAAAGGGACACGAUUUGCGAGGAUUUACUUUGCUUGGGAAUUUAUUCGAGGCCUGCUCCGAGACUUCGUUCACGACUCUCUUGUUAUUGAUGUCCCUAGGUUUUACGGUGACCAAAAGUCUGCUGAAUCCAAUCGAAGUUUGGAGACUGAGCACUUUCAUCGGAAUAACUAUAUCCAUGCAGAUAUUGUUGUUCAUUUAUGAGUCGGAAGCAUUCGACCCGGGGCUAAUUUUGUACAUCUAUGAAUCUCCUCCAGGGUGGGCGUUGCUGGCUUUAAAAGUUUGGGCUUGGGUUGUUUUUGUCAUUUGUUGCUACAAAACAAGUCAGCUUUAUUCAACGAAAUUUCAUUUUUAUGGAUCACUCUUGUCUCUUGGUUCAGGAUGGUUUCUGUGUCAGCCGUUGACGGUUUUGACUAUCACCUUCCUAGUAGACAAAUGGGUAAGAGAGAGCGUCGUGAAGGGCUUCUCUCUUUGGAUAGUAUUCGUAGGCCAUGUUACUUUUCUUUAUGUAACUAGACCCUCCUCGGCUAAUAUUAAUUUUCCUUUUCAUAUCAGAACAUGUCAAGUAGUUCCUAUAGGUGGUCAAGGACAAGGCCACAGUUAUGAACCUUAUCCUCAUCCAGCUAUGACGGUUUUCACCCUUUCACAUUCCACACCAACAAAUUUUAAUACUAAUACGGCGACUAAUCCAUCGCAAUUCGAAAUUGAAUUUUUUGUCAACGACUUGAGCAAACCUGGAGCCUCGACGUUUGAGUCACUCGGUGGACUGGAGUACAAGCAAAACGUUCACAUUCAACUCGAAUGCGACAGAAAGCACUUGCCCACUGACGGAUUGGUCUUGAGAGGCUGGUAUACGACGAUAACCUUGGCGGUGUACGGCAGUCUAACGAAAUCCCUGAGCAAUCCCCAAGAAAUUCCAGCAUCAGCGGCUCAACCGCCGCCUUGUGCUCCUCCCGUUGUCGAAGAAGAGGCACCGGCAAGCAAUGCUCCCGCCGUCCCGGACCAAGAACAAGAAUGGUACUACGAGAACCAAGCUCAUGCCACCACAUUACAACAGGAAGCAGCAACAGCAACACCCUCUCCUCCAGUUCAUGUCUCACCAGUUGUGGAACCUACAAAGGCUCCGGCAGUUCCAGAACCUACCAAGCCAGAGGGCCCACAGUGGAAAGAACAGGAGUCGUCGCCCGUGGCGCACAAGACUGGAAAGAGGCCCUCCACACCGCCAACCGAGUCCCUUGUGUCUCUUAGUCCGGAAUCUAUAUCCGCUGAGGAAGAGGAAGGCGAGCGGGAGCAAGUCGAGGAGCCGGGCGCCGUGGAGCCGUUCGAGCCGAUUCUGUCGGACGAGGAUGUCAUGGCGGACGAUGAUCCUCCGUCCGUUGACUUUGACUACGAUAAUUCGAUCCAGCUCGGCGAGCUGUACACGAUCAGCCCACCCGACUUGUUGGAGCUCGACAAGUACGAGGACAAACUGACCGAGGGCGUCGCCGAGAAGCUCAUCGACAUAAUUAACAGUCUGUCAAAGUCGGUCACGAACUUCAGUAACGCCUCUGGCCAGGAGAAGGAGACGUUCGUUCACAACUGCGAAAACUUGUGUGUAACCCUAGGAAACUUCGAGCUCGGCGAUAAAGAUCUGAAAAGCUUAUCUCUCGUCGUCGAUGCUGGGCUGAACGUCGAGUUUGCGUGCUCGCAGCCACAGCCAGCCUACAAAGUCCGGCACGUCAAGGUCGGUGUCAGACUAGCCGAGGCCCUGUGUCGCCUACCAUCGGGGCCCGAGAUCCUCUUGGAGGUCGACGCCCCGAGAAAACUGCUGUCGCUGUGCAUGCGUGAAAACGUGGCGCUUCCUGUUAAACUGGCGGCCAUCAGAGCCGUCGAUGCAGCUCUGAUCAGUCCAAAGAUCGUGGAGGAGUUCCUGAGGGUCGAAAACGAACUAUACAAGUUGACCCUCGUGAUGCUCGACUCUGCCAAGCUGGCGAGACUCAAGUACGCCCUCAGCUCUCUGCUGAGAAAAGUGCACGUGUACGAGACCCUCGCCGAGCUGCAGGAGCUCACCGAGCUGGAGAUUACUGAGCUGACGAACGCGUACGCCUACGCCCAGACGCUGAUGGCCCAGCCGAGGCGCCAGCUGCCCGUCAGCGCCCAGAUGGAGUUCGAGAGGGAGCAAAACCGCAACCCCCAGAGGCAUCUGAUCAGCUACUUCGAUCAUUGGAAGCUCGCGGGCCGGCUGCUCCUGGUACUCUGCUCCCCCGACUCCGAGGUCAGCCUGAUACGGGCUUGUCGGCGAUUCUUAGCCCUUCUGGCUGAAACAAAGGACGGUCUGUUGUAUCUCCUUAAGGAGGUAGAAGUCACGAAGACUCUACUGAGGGUCCUGCAGUAUGACGAGCCUGGUCUAGGUUCCACGAUUGCCUGGCGGCUGCAGGUAGUGCAGUGCCUGAUAGCUAUCGAGCGCCAGACGGGGGACUGGACCCCACUGAGGAAGCUUCACUCCUUCCUGGUGCACUCCGAGGGUCUUCGGGCAAUCAUUCGCGUCGUCCCAAUGGAGAAUUUCGUAGACAUCCUGAUAGGCUGUCUCCCCAACGGCGACCUCGUUGAAUUCGCCGGUGAGUUGAUAGCCACCGUCGUUCGCUACUCCAGCGAGAUCGAAAUAUUCCAGAACAGGGCGGCCGACCUGCUGCUGGAGAAGCACGCCAAUCACUCGGUUCUGCGGGACGUGAUUCCCCACUUGAGCGUGGCAGCUCAGCCCGCCCAUUGGAACUACGGCGACGUGACCUCGCUCGUGAGCAUCGUUCGAAAAUAUGCCGAGAGGGCAUCUACUCUUCCUGGAGAGCUUAUCACAGCCUGUCGCAUCUUGCACUACCUGGUUUUUCCCGCGAACGACGACAUCGAUCCCAUGGAGCCUUACAUCGAGCUGAAGCACCGUAACGCCUUGACUCAGCUGUUUGCCGCGGACGGUCUGACAGCCCUGGUUGCGGUGAUGAUAAACAUUGGCCAGUUCUACGAGCAACCGCUGCUGCACCGAGCAGCACUCGCCGGCCGUAGACGACUGGCCUUGAUAGCCCUUCUGGCGCCUUGCGCAAGGCUGAUCAGGGCCAUACUCGAGAGACUGGUCAAGUGCAUGGCCACCGAGUUCAAGGACCUGACCGCGGUCGUACCGCUGCUCGGGGUCUACUGCCUCGUCGAAGCGAUGCUCCCGGAGAGCGAGACUCGCGCCUUGUCCGACGACAUCGUUGAGACUCUUCUGGUGUUUACUCGGGCUGUUGACUCGGACGGCUCGGGUAACGUCGCCAAGUCCUUGUGGACGCAGAUGCUCGGUGAGGUCCUCAAAGUGGUCUCCUCGAACCCGUGUAACUUCAUACCGGGUCUGAGGCUGUUGGCCAAGUUGCUGCCACCCAUACUGUCACCCGUGGAGCUCAGCUCACGGGACAAGGUCAGAGUAUUGGGCUUCAGGAAGCUGUGGUCGGCCCAUUUACAGGCCCAGGCCACCAGCCUCACCGAGACGCUUAGACUGCUUUGCGCCAGCUGGAACACGGAACUGCUGGCUUUGCUUUCUGCCGUUUGCAAGCAGUUGAGUGACCUCGCGGCUCCGACCGCGCUGCUGGUUGGACGGUGUCUCUUGGACGGGAUCCUCACGGCCAACCCUCUCGAGAGCAACCUACCGACGCUGGCUUUGCUCGCCGAUUUGACCAGGCAUGCUCCCAUGAAGGCUACACUGCUGACAUUGACGAGCCCUGCUUCCAGGGCACAAGUCAAAUCGGAUCAGAAAUACCCCCCGGUCAUUGAGAUGAUGUGCGCGGCUUUGAAGAGCACGAGCGAUGCCAGGGUUCAGAGGGAGCUGGUCGAUGUUUUCGAGACGCUUUGCGAUCACAAGCUCAGUUUGGUGCAGGAGAGUACCGAAUCGUUUGAGAAGCAGCUGGCCCACUCGAUCCCGAGCAAAGAGCCGCUGCUAGCCAUCAUCGCGGCCUUGAUUGAGAUUCUCGCCAAUACGUCCAAGUAUCAAGUUGACGUCCUUGAAACUGCUCUGAGGAUACUCAUAUCACUGACGAGUCACAACUACGGGCUUUAUCACGUCAAGAGUUGUCUGGAAAACAAUCCGGAAGCAUUGAAAAGUCUUCUCGAGUUCGUCGCGCAAGGAAAAGGUGAAGACAACGAAGAUGAGGCACAGAAGAACGAAUCUUUAUCAGAACUGAUCGUGAAUUUCCUGGACAGUUUAAUAUCUUGUAAAACUCCCGAGAGAACAUUGUCACUUCGGCCGGCUCAGCUGUCGGUAUUGAUAUCUUGGGAAAAAGAGAAUCAUCCAUUGGCAAGGAUUCGACAAGCAGCCGACUUGGCCGAAAUCUUGCAAAGUCUAGAAGACAAGGAAGAAAAAGAAUCUGUGCCAGAAAUGCUCGAGCCUUUGUUGUUGCCUCCCGAGGCUCUGUUGAAUCAGUUUGCUCAACGAUCUACGACGGUUAGGCAGAACAACAGCAUAAAAAAGUCAUUGUUAGACGUACAAAGUGACAAUACUGUGGAUUUGUUGGCAUUAGCCACGGAGUUGCUGCCUGCCGAUUUCAACUUGUUAUCAGAGGCACAGAGAGUGUGCUCAAAGGUGCCUCUUUACUACACGACCCACGCCAAAUGUCAGGAAGAAGUGCAGCAUUCGCGGGAAGGUCAAAAACAAAUAAACGCGCCAACAACUAAAACGAAACAACCUUUUGUUGCACCGAUGCGAGGCAGAAAUCAGUAUUCUAAUUCGAUGCGAGGGAAUUCAGUGAGCGGAGGUGUUGGAAGAGGAGCGGAUCCAUUUCGCUCUCGGCCACCCAAUACCUCGAGACCGCCUUCUCUGCACGUCGAUGAUUUCGUAGCUCUGGAAACAUGUGGAGCACAACCGACCGGACCAACAGGGUACAAUAAAUUGAGCAUCAGAGGAUCGAGUCAAUCAAGAGGUGUCAUAAGUAACUCUCGAAGCAGACCCUGGGUUCCGGAAACUCGGUCCUCGUACAUGCGUUAGUUUAUUUUUAACU